CAUUGUUUGGCGCCGCACCGUCAUUUUGACGCCACAAAUAUAUAUAAUCUAAAUCAAUUCAUUCUCCUCCUUGUUCAAUUCUUAAACGUUAAACCUGGAAUGUCGUCGCAAGCACAUUCCGACGCGCAAUUAACCAUCGUUGAACGCGCUUUAUCCGCCGCCGGCGCCGCUUUCAUCUCCGCCGUCAUCGUCAAUCCACUCGAUGUCGCCAAGACAAGACUUCAAGCGCAAGCUGCUGGAGUUCCCUACCAUGACGUUUAUCAAAUUCAUCCUUCUUUUCAAACUAACACCGUUUUAAACAAUAUCAAAUGUACUACACCGGCAUAUAAAGGGACUAUAGAUGUACUCUACAAAGUUACACGUCAGGAAGGAUUUACCAGAUUGUGGAGAGGCACAAAUGCUAGUUUGGCAUUGGCCAUGCCAAGUGUUGGAAUUUAUAUGCCUUGUUAUGAUAUCUUCCGCAACUUUAUGGAGGAGUAUACAACUCAAAAUUCUCCAGAUUUAACGCCUUAUGUUCCAUUAGUAGCAGGAUCACUUGCACGCUCAUUGGCUUGCAUUUCCUGUUAUCCUGUAGAACUUGCAAGGACUCGCAUGCAGGCAUUUAGAGUAACACAAGGCGCCAAACCUCCAGGUGUAUGGAAGACAUUACUUGGAGUCAUCAACCCAGACAAGGGAACAAGUAUUCUUCAAAACUUACACAGGUACCGUUUCUGGUGGACUGGGCUUGGAGCACAACUUUCUAGGGAUGUUCCAUACUCUGCAAUUUGCUGGUCAACCCUUGAGCCGAUAAGGAAAAAACUUCUUGGAUUUGUUGGUGAAGAAGCAAAUGCCACUACUGUCCUUGGGGCUAAUUUUUCUGCUGGUUUUAUAGCAGGAACUUUAGCAUCCGCUGCCACGUGUCCACUGGAUGUGGCAAAAACCCGACGACAGAUAGAGAAGGAUCCUGAAAGGGCAUUAAAGAUGACUACAAGAACAACAUUGCUUGAAAUUUGGAGGGAUGGAGGAUUAAGGGGGUUAUUUACCGGCAUUGCUCCCCGUGUAGGUCGGGCUGGUCCAUCUGUUGGAAUAGUUGUCUCCUUUUACGAAGUUGUCAAGUAUGCCUUAAAUGAUAGACAUUCAACUUCAUCAUAGAAGAUACUUGCAUUCAUCAGCCAGGCUAUUUUCUAGAGGUCUUCUAAUUCCAUUUUUAAACUUAGCUUAAUAAUUGAUUGCAUCAAAGACACUAGUCUCAGCUUCAGAAUACGUUCCUGACAUCGCAAGAAGUCGGAACUCGAGAUGCAACUGGACACUCAGCAAUGGACAUCUGCUAAUAAUCCAGCAACAGUCUUUUUCAUGCCUAGUUUUCCUUUGGAUAGGGUUCAAUUUUCAUCAUUACAUUUGUAACCUUAUGAGGAAAAUUAAUGAGUGUCAUUAUUCAAAAUUACAUUUGAGAGUUGAGACAGAGCCAGCCCUAAACAGCAAGGUGAUGAUAAGUUUGUGCAGUGAAAAAAGGUUAUUUAUUUAUUUUGGUAAAAAAAGAAAAAAGGAAUUCACACAA
Molecule: messenger RNA, 1537 nt
Organism: Medicago truncatula (barrel medic)
Lineage: Eukaryota; Viridiplantae; Streptophyta; Magnoliopsida; Fabales; Fabaceae
Product: mitochondrial carrier protein MTM1
Exons: 10
Coding region: 100-1131 (343 amino acids)
Biological process (GO): mitochondrial transmembrane transport
Cellular component (GO): mitochondrion
Source: RefSeq, a predicted model, not a curated record